GGUAGACCCCCCCCCCCCCCCCACACACACACACACCCUUAUGUACCGCUGGGUAACUUGUAGUCACGGUUCUCCUUUAAAUCCCCUCCGUGCCCGGGUACCACAUCUGCCACUACCAUCAGCAGCGGUAGCGCAGCUUCUUGAUGUUGUGGUCGGGAAUACGCAUGCGCCCGGCAUUGGAAUUACUGCACUGGGAAGAAUAAGUUGGACCUCGUCCGUCUUCGGUAAAAGAAAAAGACACACAACAUAAGUAUGUCGGUGUUCAGGAUCAGAAGAAUGAGGUGUUUCGGGGUUUGGUUCUUCCCUCUCGUGGUGACCGUGGUGUGCGUUCAAAGUGCCGGUGUCAAUGAUCCUAGCAAUAUGUCUUUGGUUAAAGAAACGGUGGAUAGGCUGUUGAAAGGUUAUGAUAUACGAUUGAGGCCAGAUUUCGGAGGUCCUCCGGUCGGAGUGGGAAUGAACAUAGACAUCGCCAGCAUAGACAUGGUGUCAGAAGUCAAUAUGGACUACACGCUGACGAUGUACUUUCAGCAGGCCUGGCGAGACAAGCGACUGUCCUACUCGGAGAUCCCCCUCAACCUGACCUUAGAUAACCGGGUGGCUGACCAGCUGUGGGUCCCCGACACCUACUUCCUCAACGACAAGAAAUCCUUCGUCCACGGCGUCACGGUGAAAAAUCGAAUGAUCCGACUGCACCCGGACGGUACCGUACUGUACGGCCUCAGAAUCACUACCACCGCUGCUUGUAUGAUGGACCUGAGAAGGUAUCCACUGGACGAACAGAACUGCACACUCGAGAUAGAGAGUUAUGGCUACACUACAGACGACAUUGAGUUCUACUGGCGGGGGGGAAACAAUGCUGUGACAGGGGUGGACAAGAUCGAACUGCCUCAGUUUUCCAUCGUGGAUCACAAUCUCAUCUCCAAGAAUGUCGUCUUCUCCACAGGUUCUUACCCUCGUCUGUCCCUUAGUUUUAAACUGAAGCGAAACAUCGGGUACUUCAUCCUGCAGACAUACAUGCCUUCCAUACUCAUCACGAUCCUCUCCUGGGUCUCCUUCUGGAUCAACUACGACGCCUCUGCUGCCAGGGUGGCUCUGGGUAUUACCACGGUGCUGACCAUGACGACCAUUAACACCCACCUGAGAGAAACCCUCCCCAAAAUCCCCUACGUCAAGGCCAUCGAUAUGUACCUCAUGGGCUGCUUCGUCUUCGUCUUCCUGGCGCUGCUGGAGUACGCGUUGGUCAACUACAUAUUCUUUGGACGCGGCCCACAGCGUCAGAAAAGGGCGGCCGAGAAACUAACCACAGCUAACAAUGAAAAGAUGAGGAUGGAUCCCAACAAGUGGCUGGUAGGGAACGUAGUUGGCCGAGAUGAUACUCUGUAUGCAAGAAUGAAACAAAGGGAUCUUGAUGGUCAUGACUCCAUUUGGGAACCGAUCUUUGUGGAUGAUGGAGCGAUUGGACUUGGCGAACAAAAGAACAAGAUGGACCCACAUGAAAACAUCCUUUUGGGCACCCUGGACAUCAAGAACGACAUGGGCAUCUCCGAGCUGGCGCUGGGCCUCAACGACCCGCGCAACACCAUGCUGACCUACGACAGCUCGACCCUGCAGUACCGCAAAGCCGGGCUCGCCAGGCACAACUUUGGGCGAAACACGCUGGAGUGUCACAUGACUCAAAAGAAGAGCCGGCUACGGAGGCGCGCGUCCCAGCUAAAGAUCAACAUCCCAGACUUGACUGAUGUAAACUCUAUUGACAAAUGGUCGAGGAUCAUCUUCCCGACGGUCUUCUCCUUAUUCAACAUCAUUUAUUGGCUUUACUACGUCAAUUAAAAGACGCAAAGGACAGUGAGUGCGAGAACAAAUAGCAAAACAUGUUGCUCAUUUGUUGUUUGUAUUCGGGUUGUUUCAUUUUUAUGUGAUCUUGUAAAACUGGACUGAAUUACUUUAUUCAGAACUGGAACUAUCAUAUAACACGUAAAAACCUUAUAAAAGAGAGAUUACAAACAUAUAAGGUGCCUGUUCCUGAGUAAUUGUCUCAAUUUGUACAUACUGUGUGCAUUGUGAAUCCUGCCAUUUUAUUUGUAUCUUUCUGGAUACUUUUGUAUUUUUUUAUUAUGUUAGAUCCACAGCACACAUAAAUUAAAUUAUUUGCCAAAAAUAUCAUAUCAGUUAGAAACCAAUUGACAGUUGACACAAAAUUAUUGUGGAAUAUUAUGACACAACUUAAUAGUGUUUAAUAGUGUUUUGGGGAUGAAUUAUGUCAAACACACAAAAUGUGUAGUUACUCACAUUAAUUUCAUACUAACAUGAGGUUAGUAUGUGUACAACAUGAUGUACUAUCAGAGUAACUUAUCAAUCUUUUUCUACUUAUAUAUUAUAAUGGGAGCGCUAAAGGAUUUAUUUCUAAGCAUCUUCUCAGUUAAUAAACCAUUUUAAUACAGAAACAUUAUGUAAUAUUAGCAAAGAGCAUUCCAAAAAUUCCAGGUUUUAACUCUGAUUGCACUAAGGGAAAAAAAUGUAUAUAGGGAUUCUUAUUAUUAUAAGGAUACUUUGACAGACAAAAUUCCCCUUUCAGCCUUCUAUACUCACUUCCUGUAUUUACAAAAUUGAUAGAAAAAAAAGUGUGAACUGCCAAAAAGGCACUUUAUAUAAAGUCUACAAUGGAUAGAAAAGCACAAACAGACUUCAAAUAUCAGCCUUUGACACCAUUAUUCAAUAACAUUUCUUAUCUGUUGGUUGCCUAUAAGUUAUCUAUGGCUUUUGUAUGAAAAGUCCUCUCAAUUGUGCAUCAUUUUCAGAUUAAAAAUACAGCGAUUCUCAUGAUAGGAAAUAGCCGUAAAUCCCAAACCAACAUUUAAUUGACGAUUGCAGAUUAUUUACUAAUGAUGCUGUUCUUUGGACAAAACGUAGAUUUUUAUAAAAUAUUUUGCACAUACAUUUUAAAAGCCAUAGAGGCUGUAUUGUUCUUCUAACACCUGGUGCUUAAGGCAACUGCAUCACAAAGAGGAACUUUAUCAAUACGAUUACAGUCACACAGUAUGUUUCAGUUACAGCAAGGUUAAAAUGUGGAAAUAUAAGUAGCAACACAGAAGAAUAAGUUUCUUAUCCAUCUCCCUGUAGAUUUUCCACACAAUCUAUGUGAAUAAACUCUGGCUUCAUGGUGUUAUUCCAGUAUUCACAUACCACCAAAUCAGAAGCCAGACCCUCUGCAAAAGAAGGUGACUCCAAACAUCCUUCAAAUUAAGGACUGGAUUCUUUAUUCUCGGGAUUGUUUUGAGUUCACCUGACAAAGACACAAUCUAAAAGGUCCAUUUCUCCUGGAAUGCCAUCAUUAUGGUUGUGGAAGUGCGUGUGUGUAAACACUUAAUGUUAUCAUGUUUCAUUUAAUGCAUGCUCUGUACAGUAGUAACGCCUUCAUUCUCCGUUCUUUGCUCACUUUUCUCCUUUUUCACUGAAUUAUUUCAUUUAAUGAAUUCACUAAUUCCAUUUACAAUUGAGCAAACAUGAGUCUGUGAUUGCAAUUUAUUAACUGUGUCUGAUUGGUAUUUCAAAUAUUAACAAUGCUAUCAAGAAUAUUUACAUUUUUCUAAAAAAGCAUUUACAUAAGAGUUCCAACUGUUUUAAAAAUAACCUUUUUUUCACAAGCACUGCCAGAUAACUGAAAUGUAAGCUUUGAUUGAACAUUGUGUCCCGUUUUCAAUUACAAUAACCUCAGCGGUGUUUACAUGUUACUCAUUAAAAUGAACCAUUUUCACAUUGUGGUGAUCCAGGUAUUGAAAAAGUAAAUAGUUUUUUUUGAUCGUUCUGGUAAUUUUGGUUGAUCAAAUUCUUCUCAUCUUUCUUUCUUUUACUUGUUUAUUUUUCAGGAUUCAUUCAAACAAGAACACACAAAAGGGAUCCAGAUCUACUUAUACAGAUUAUAAGCACGUUGUGCAUUUUUCUAUAGAUGAGGAUGAGUUGGAAUGAAUUCAGAUUCAGAAUCAAACACAUGUAGUAUGUAUAUAUAUAUCUCAUAACAUAGUAUUAAUCAUCAAUUGGUUCAUUUGAAUUGUGUAAAUAUCGUUUUUUUUGGAACAUACAAAGAGGACAUUUUGAAUAUGAUUUAUACAGUAAUGUUGAGAGAAUGCAAAGGCUGAUGUUCAACCAUGUAAAUAGUCUAUUUUGCAGUGUCACUUGAUCACCUCUGGUUUUCUUUUCGCUCUAUUUGUUUUGCCAAAAUGUAACAUAUAUUCUGUAUUCAUGAAUGUAGUUGAUAUUCGUUUGCAGCAUGUUUUUGCUGCAAUCUGUCAGCAAAAGUAUUACAAUUAUUUGUACCAAUGAUCAGCUACAAACACUCACACACACACACACAUAAACUGGUCCGGUGAUAAAGAGGCUGGCGAUGCCUUUGUAUCAACCUGAAAGUCAACCAUCUCAGGUCAGCACAAUUCACUGGUUGUAACAACAAUACAACCACAAUCUGAAUUUCAGACCCAAGAAUUAAAGUACUUUAAAUAGUUUGCUUUGUCCUCUGUUUAACACGAGGUCACGCACGGCACACAGUUAGACUACAAACAGAGCAGCAUAAUUUUAGCAUUGGCAGAAAAUAAACACCAAAUUGAUUUAAAAAUACAUUCAGGCGCUGAAUCCAAAUCCGCCUCAAUGUAUCCAACACAAAUUUCUUAAAAUUUCCGAAUGAUACUGAUGGAUGCUUUAUGUGAGUGUGAGAGUGAGAGGUGGAUGUGUGUUCACCAGAGGGAAGUGUGUUUCCAAAGCACAGUAGCACCUUGCAAGAAAGGUCUGCUUCAUGAGUUCUACACUUUAAAUAUGUGUUUGUACUUCACGGCGCUUUUUUUGUUUCAUAUAUUUUUAUACUUCUAUACUCCUGUGUAAAAAACAACAACUGCAAACACUGUUUUUGGGGCGGAAACUUGUAAAUCCAAUUUUGGCAAUUUUCACAUUUAUACUAUACAGAAUGAUUACAUUCUACUCCAGUGAUUCUGGAAACUUAAAACGUAAAAAAAAACUCCUGUCAACAUCCCUUGUAUAGAGUUGAGAAAAAAAAGACACGGGUUUACCUGGUUUGAAAAUGGCUUUUGUGUCUAUAUUCCUGGAAAGUUAAGGUUUUUUUGGAAACGCAAGGUUCAUCACACAACAGAGUCUUUUGUGGAGAUCUCGGACAGAGUGACGUUCUGAAACGACACACAUCUCGGUGACGGUGUAUGUUUGCACACACUCACAGAAGAAGCCUUAGCCUCCUGCUACCCUGGACUUCACUCCAAGGAGCAAUUUAAUCCUUCUACCCUCUCGCGACACCCUCCACCUUGAACCCCCCCCCCACCCCUCCUCGUAUGUGCCACUCACAAGAACAUCCCCUGCAGCCCGGAGGCGCACCCUUCUCAAAGCUAAGCCCCCGUACGAGUCCGUGUCUGUCUUAACUAUGAAAAACCUAUGGAGAUGAGUACCUUGUCAAUAAAUAUUGUAUACAGUUCUAAA
Molecule: messenger RNA, 5475 nt
Organism: Gasterosteus aculeatus aculeatus (three-spined stickleback)
Lineage: Eukaryota; Metazoa; Chordata; Actinopteri; Perciformes; Gasterosteidae
Gene: gabrb2b
Product: gamma-aminobutyric acid type A receptor subunit beta2b
Biological process (GO): monoatomic ion transmembrane transport
Cellular component (GO): membrane
Molecular function (GO): extracellular ligand-gated monoatomic ion channel activity; GABA-A receptor activity
Source: RefSeq, a predicted model, not a curated record